UGCGUAGCUAGCUUUAAGCCUUCCUUUAUAACCAUUGGCGCCAAUUAAGAAGCUUCGUGCGGCGCCGCUCCCAUCUCUCCCGCUUUUAAACAACACACCCAAACCCCAAAGGUGUGGUAGCAAAAAAGAGUGGCCUUAAUUCGUUUCUCCUUCUUCCCCUUCACUUCAUGACAUCCAUCUGAUUGAUGGCAACCCUCACGUCGAGCGCCGCUACCUCGUCCCCGCGGCCGUCGUCCGCCCCCUUCUGCGGCGGCCGUUCCGGCUCCGGUUGGCCGCGCACGCAACGCCGCCCAUCCUCGUCAUCGUCGUCCGGCCAGGGCGGCGGCUGCGGGCGGCCGCUGGACCGCGUGGCCGGGUGGGUCGGCGGAGGCAUCGCGGCGGCGUUCUUCGCUUCCCUGGAGCGGUGCUCCUGCGUGAACGUCCGCACGGACGACGACCUCGACGACGAGCAGAGGGACUCCGUGGCGCCGCUGAUGUUGGAUGACGGCAACGGCGACCCUGUGGGUAGGAGGGGGAGGGGAGGGAGCAGGAGAGGCGACAAGGACAGGAGGAGUGGUGGUGCUGGUUGCUAUGGUGAUUUCAAUGUGUGAUCGAACGAUCGAUCGAUCGUAGUAAUAUUUUCUAGCUCAACCUUUGUUCAAGUCCUUGAUGUUACUUUCGAAAAAAAGUUCUUGAUGUUACUUCCAUCUAUAGUUUUGACCAUAUGAGCUCCUAUUAAGUUCAGUUAAUGGUGUACGAAUGUUUAAUUGCAUCAACAAUCUUACAAGUUUAGUGGCUGUGAAUUGAACUCCU
Brachypodium distachyon (stiff brome) is the source of this 792-nucleotide messenger RNA. RefSeq lists its product as uncharacterized. The record is from RefSeq and is a predicted model, not a curated record. Lineage: Eukaryota; Viridiplantae; Streptophyta; Magnoliopsida; Poales; Poaceae. The transcript has a single exon. The coding region runs from base 186 to 590 and encodes 134 amino acids.